Molecule: messenger RNA, 1902 nt
Organism: Hippocampus zosterae (dwarf seahorse)
Lineage: Eukaryota; Metazoa; Chordata; Actinopteri; Syngnathiformes; Syngnathidae
Exons: 4
Coding region: 150-833 (227 amino acids)
Biological process (GO): immune response
Cellular component (GO): membrane
Molecular function (GO): tumor necrosis factor receptor binding
Source: RefSeq, a predicted model, not a curated record
CCUUGGUUGAGAGGAAAUGCAAAUGACAGCAAACAUUUCUGUCGCGACGAAGAAGAAGAGGAGGAGAAGGGAAAAUGACGCUGUAGUUACGCUUUACUUAUCACAGCCUCAAGCUCGCGGGAUGCCACUUUGCGCGCCGCUCCUUUAUAAUGAUCAACACAUACCACAGCAGUGUGGCAUCGCUCCCGCCUCCACUGCCGCCGCGCCAGGCUCAGGUGCUCAUCCAGCCUCAGUCCUCGCCUGUGGGCCGCAGCAAGACCUGGCUGCGCUUGCUUCUGGGAGUCCUGGUGUUGCAUUUUCUGCUCACGGCCGGGGGGUUCACCUUCCUGUACUACGCAGGCAGAACGGAAAAGCCGCCAUCAUUACCUGAAGCUACUUUUCAGCAAACUUCCUCCAGAACGUUGGCUCGUAUGAUCGUGGCGAAGCAAGCACGCUUGUCACCACAAGAAUCAACAUCAGGUUACCUCCGGUGGGACAUGAAGCACUCAGUGCUGAGCAACAUUAAUUACUACCGCAAUAGCUGGCUCACGGUCCUGGAGUCCGGAGACUACAUGGUCUUCUCCAGGGUCACCUUCUCCAAAGCCGAUCCAGAGAAGCCGCUGGCCAGCGUGCUCAAGCUGAAGCGCGACGAGUCGGCUGAGGAGAAGGUAGCCAUGCAGGCCUAUUGCAGCCUUGACCCCUCGGGGUUCGGGUCCAAGUCCCAGCUCUGCUCUGUCUCCCUGGGGGAGGUGAUAUCACUGGAGAGGGGGAACCAGCUCAGCUUGUGGGUACAGGACCUGUCACGAGUGGACUACAGCGAGAAGGCCACAAUCUUUGGGAUGUACAAGCUUUAACAGUGUGGAUGACAGGACAUUUUAUUUAUUCGAUUGGACAAACAUUUCGGGACAGCAUUGACAAGGAUUCUUUUUUCGUCUUUACAGCAGGGCUGAUGGACACAUUUUUGUGCCAAAGGUCAUGUUUGAUUUUUUUUUUUUUUGGUUAAACAAACACAUCUCUGGGGAAAAAGUGAGAUCAUGCAAAAUUAUCAGUUUCUCUGGAUAUGAAGUCUGCAUACCCCUGUUCAACAGUUUUUGAAAUGAAAAACAAAAAGAGACUAAUCACUCCUAAACUUUUUCCACCAUUAAUGUGACCUGUAACCUGUUCAACAUAGCUGAAAAAAACAUCUUGUAAUCUUUUUAAGAAAUAAUUUUUUUAAUUAAAAUGUAGUUGCGAAAAUGUGCCCACCCUCUUAGAACUGGAAUGUGGGCGAUAUUAACAAAUCACAAACUCAAAUGGGAGUCAGCAUGCACCUGCCAUCAUUUAAAAAGCCAAGUUCUUGUCGAUUUCCUGACUUUUUAAAAAAGCUUUACAACAGCUAGAUGGUUUUGCGCUAACACUUAUUGCUAUUUGGAAUGGUUCAUAAUUCCCUCUUCAUGUUCAAGUAACUAAUUAUUUUUUAAAAAUUCUAAAAUCAACUGAAAAUAUGACCAAACCCCAAAUGAAGUUUAGAUGUUCUGUCGUUUGUGGUUCAUCUAAUUAUAUCACCAAAUAUUUAAUAUGAAUACAAAAUGCCUAAGUGAGUACAACAUAAAUUAGUUUGUUUUGCAAUAAAUCAAUUAUUUUUAAAAAUUAAUAUUUACUUAACUGAUUUUUUAUACGUUUAUUUUGUAACAUGUCAAAUACAUGCCUGAGAAGACCAGUUUGGAAUAUUUGAAUCCUGUUGUAGCAAUGCACUUGGUCACAUUAAUUUGCAGCACUAUGAAACAUUCAGAGUCCACGUUAAAAUUAAUGUCCUUUUUUUAAUGACUUCAUUGAAAUACAACGACUAUGACACUGUGUAAAUAGGGGGUUUAUACUUCAACUGCUAUUUUUUUUAAUCAUAUGUAUUUUAUAUUUUUGUUGGAGAAGCUCAUAUUAAUUCAA